This is a messenger RNA of Uranotaenia lowii, 1684 nucleotides long. Its product is annotated as putative nuclease HARBI1. The transcript has 2 exons. The coding region runs from base 186 to 1223 and encodes 345 amino acids. The record is from RefSeq and is a predicted model, not a curated record. Lineage: Eukaryota; Metazoa; Arthropoda; Insecta; Diptera; Culicidae.
CAAUCCCAAUAGCCUUGUUUAUGUUUUUGCUACAACUGAUCAUCAGGGCUUAGCUAUGGAAAAAAAUGUUGGAUUGCUGCGAUGAUUUUUAAUAGUUGAAAGAUUUAGAGUAGUUUUUAUGCUAGUUUCUGUACAUUUUUUUUUCUUCGGUUUCGUGCCUGUGUGCUAAUAGUUAAAGCGUAAUCAUGAAUCGCAUGAUUUUCUUUCCCCUUCCCUUAACUGCUGAUUUUGAAGAUUUGGAUUAUCGCGAGAGUAAAGUGUACCAUCCAAGACGUACUGGCCACGAUAAGAACUUCAAAAGCUUGUACCGGUUCUCACGUAGAAACGUUAAUUUUUUGGCAAAUACUUUUUUGAACGAAUACAAUGAAAAGCGAGGUGGUGCGCUGGAUAAUAUACAUAAAAUGAAAUGUUUACUUCGUUAUUUAGGAGAUCCCGGAUUCCAGGUUGGCGUUGGUGAGGAUUUAGGCAUUCACCAAUCUACUGUUUGCAAAACUAUUUGGAGUGUUGCUAAGAAAGUAGCAUCUAAGGCUUCCGAUUGGAUUAAAUUUCCUCAGAAUUAUGAAGAUUUCGAACAAGAAAAGAAAAUUUGGCAUCAAAAGUACAAAUUUCCAUCCGCAAUAGGAGCUAUUGACUGCACGCACGUUGCCAUAAAAAGACCACACAUUUUUCACGAAGAAUAUGUGAACAGAAAAGGUGUUACAACUUUUAACGUACAAGCAACGUGCAACGGAGCUGAAUUGUUCACCAGCGUUGAUUGCCGGUGGGUUGGCUCAGUUCACGAUGCGAGGAUUUGGCGCAAUUCGGGAAUUCGAAACCUUGUUGCAGAAAAUCUUUCAGGUGCAAUUCUCCUAGGGGACGAAGCUUAUCCUUUAACACCAUGGCUAAUGACACCCUUCAAAAAAGCAGAAACAGUUAGACAAAAAGCAUAUAAUAAGUUGCACUCGCAGGAACGUGUGAUUAUUGAAAGACUUUUCGGGCAGGUUAAACAAAGGUUUCCAAUCCUUCAAUCAAAAAUACGUUUAUCCACGGAUAAGAUACCUACUGUGAUAAUAGCAUGCUUCGUCUUACACAACGUAGCAAAAUUUCUGAACGAUGAUGACUUCGCUGAGGAUCUUGAUAAUAUUCCUGAUAUUUUAACUAACACGGGACAAGACACUGAAAAUUUAAAUAUUAUAGAGCGGGGUAAACGUCGACGAGACGUUAUAUCAUCCUAUUUAAGCUAACCCUUACAUAGAUUAUACACUAACCUCUACCAAUUAAUUCAUCAAUGUAAUCUUAUAUUUUAAAAUGAAAGCGUUUUCUUUGUAAAACCAUCACGUAUAAACGGUCGGUCUGAACGAAGGCAUUCGAGGGUUUCAAUCAACUUUAAAUGGGAUACAAGCCAUACAAUUUUGUUGCGAUGUUCUUAAAAAUCGAUUCGCGAGCACGAAGAAGAUAAGGACGUGUAUAUGAAAUAAAACAUUGAUUUCGAUAUAUUUAUUCAAAGGUAAAACGAAGUUUACCGGGUCAGCUAGUGUUAUAUACCUAUAUAAAAAUGAAUGUUUGUUGUCUGUUUCCUAUAGACUCGGAAGUUACGACACCGAUCAAUGCGAAAUUUUGUUUGUAAGAGUGACGACGACGACAGUUGGGUUGAGAUUUUUAUCCCACGAUUUAGAGUGGCCCAUGUUACUCCACCGGGUCAGCU